UUUUAGAUAGACACUUCCAAAACACUUAGUCAACAGCACCCUCCAGGACAACACCUCAGCUAGUCUCCAUUAUACGCUCAAAAUGGCUGGCUUUUCCUACCUAUUUUGCAUAGGUCUAUUCAUUAACACAGCCAUGGGGCGGGUCCCGGUGGAAGAUAGCUAUCCUACAAUCAUUGCCGAGCGACCAUAUCGACCCGCCAAAACCAAUUGGGAAAAAUUCUUCUUUAAUGCUGUGGAAACCCUAGUUGACACCGUCGAAGGUCUACCCCAAACGCCGCUAGAUCUACUACCAUAUCCCUCGCUGGCGCGAUUCCAGUCCACGGAAGAACCUGAUGCCUCUUCCGAAGCUCCCGCCAUCAACCGAGACCAUUACGACGUACCCCAAAAGAUCCCCAUAAGUGGAAGUAAUGAUGCAUAAUAAAAUCUCACUUACUUA
Molecule: messenger RNA, 436 nt
Organism: Tigriopus californicus
Lineage: Eukaryota; Metazoa; Arthropoda; Copepoda; Harpacticoida; Harpacticidae
Exons: 2
Coding region: 83-418 (111 amino acids)
Source: RefSeq, a predicted model, not a curated record